AUGGCUGCCUAUUCGGAGAGGUGCGUGGACGCCACCGUGCUGGACUUCGUCGCGGACCUGUCCCUGGCCUCCCCGGGGCACCCUCUCUUCUGCGACUUCGCACCUGGGGGUCCUUUUGGGGACCGAGACCUUGUGCUCCGCGAGGGAAGACGCAGGAGGCUGGCACGCUUUGAGGAGGAGGAUCCAGAAGAAGGCGAAGUAGACGAGGGGGAGGAGGAGGAGGAGGAAGAGGAGCAUGGGAGAGGCGCAUCCCCGCUGGGCCGUCCCAAGAGGAAAAGGGUGAUCACCCAUGCCCAGCGCCAGGCAGCCAACGUCCGCGAGAGGAAGCGGAUGUUCAACCUCAACGAGGCCUUUGACCGGCUGCGAAGGAAGGUGCCCACUUUUGCUUACGAGAAGAGGCUGUCCCGGAUCGAGACCCUACGCCUGGCCAUCGUCUACAUUUCCUUCAUGACCGAGCUCUUGGAGAGCUGCGCCAAGAAGGAAACCGGCUGAGUCCGGGAGGGAGGGAGGUGCGUGCCCCUCCUCGUGGGCGUGCGCGGGCUUGGGGCGCUCCAGGACCCGGCUGGGUGCGGCUGAGAGACCGGGAGGGAGUCUCUAAGACAGAAAAUCCGGCGCUCUGGAGCUGUGUCCGCAGCUGAGAAAUCCGCACAGCUCUCGCCGAGAACGGCAGCCCGGGAGUUAAAUAGACACGCGAUUGCUUUCAAAGUCUGGGGCGCCCGAGGAGGUAGAAUUCGCUGUGGAGGCAAACUUGCAGAGGCGGCUUCUGCCGGCCUGCUGGGUGGGGACGUAAUCCUUUCCUCAAACUGCAGACUUCGGCGGCUUUAACAGAGUCCAAACUCUUUACUUCUAAAAAAUUUAGAAAUAAUAAAAUAGACAUUCCUACUUUUUUAUUUUUUUCAAGCCUCAACCGUCGGUGCAGCCCAGUUCCGGGCAGACGCUCGGUUCCGGUCUGAGGGCUGAGGGACGU
This is a messenger RNA of Hyaena hyaena (striped hyena), 967 nucleotides long. RefSeq names its product Fer3 like bHLH transcription factor (gene FERD3L). Gene Ontology annotation, biological process: developmental process; regulation of transcription by RNA polymerase II. The record is from RefSeq and is a predicted model, not a curated record. NCBI's taxonomy places the organism in Eukaryota, Metazoa, Chordata, Mammalia, Carnivora, Hyaenidae. Gene Ontology annotation, molecular function: protein dimerization activity; DNA-binding transcription factor activity, RNA polymerase II-specific; RNA polymerase II transcription regulatory region sequence-specific DNA binding. Bases 1 to 492 code for a protein of 163 amino acids. The transcript has a single exon.